This is a messenger RNA of Grus americana (Whooping crane), 19046 nucleotides long. RefSeq names its product adhesion G protein-coupled receptor V1 (gene ADGRV1). Gene Ontology annotation, cellular component: membrane. The transcript is spliced from 91 exons. Lineage: Eukaryota; Metazoa; Chordata; Aves; Gruiformes; Gruidae. The coding region runs from base 1 to 18708 and encodes 6235 amino acids. Gene Ontology annotation, molecular function: G protein-coupled receptor activity. Gene Ontology annotation, biological process: cell communication; cell surface receptor signaling pathway; G protein-coupled receptor signaling pathway. The record is from RefSeq and is a predicted model, not a curated record.
AUGGAUAUCUUGAAGGACUGUGUUCAUGGGAUGCCCUCUGCUUCUCUAUUAGUUUAUUUGCUUUUAGCAUUACUCAUUCAUUUCACAUCUGGAGAAACGGAAGUGAAGUUCAGUGGACCAACAGUAUUUGUAGUUAAUGAAACAAGUACAACUGUUAUACGACUUGUAGUUGAAAGGACAGGGAAGCCUGCUAACAUCACAGCAAUUGUGUCGAUUGAUGGAGAAAACACAGGAGACUUUUUUGACACAUAUGCAGCUGCAUUUAUACCUGAUACAGAAACAAACCGAACAGUGUAUAUAUCUGUCUGCGAUGACGAUCUUCCGGAGGCUGAUGAGACAUUCACAUUUCACUUGACACUACCAAAACCAUCUGCAAGAAUAAAGCUUGGCUCACCCAAAUCUGUCACUGUAACAAUCUUGUCAAAUGACAAUGCCUUUGGAAUAAUUUCUUUUAACAUGCCUGCCUUAAUCACAGUGAAUGAACCCAGGGGCAGAAACGAAUCUGUGCCUCUCACUCUAAUUAGGGAGAGGGGAACCUACGGGACAGUUGUCGUAACUUUUGAGAUAGAAGAUGGACCAAACCCAGCUGAAGAAGAUUUAAGUCCAGCUAGGGGAAAUAUCACAUUUACCCCUGGGAGGUCAAUACUGAUUUGUAAUUUAACAGUGCUUGAUGAUCAGAUACCUGAAAAUGAUGAAUUGUUUGUUUUUCAUCUGAGGAGCGUGGAAGGAGGGGCUGAAAUAAACAACACAAAAAAUUCCAUUCAGAUUAAUAUUAAGAAAAAUGACAGUCCUGUGCGUUUUGUUCAGAGUGCUUACAUGGUGCCUGAGGAAGUUGAUGUGGUAACAAUUCAAGUGGUUCGUGGUAAGGAUGUCAGUGGAAAAUUAAUUGGACCUGAUGAACAUGAAGUCUCUGUCAGUUAUGCCAUCGUAACUGGGAAUUCAACAGCACAUGCACAGCUUAAUGUAGACUUCCUAGAUCUACAGCCAAAUACAACUAUUGUUUUCCCACCUCUAGUUCAUGAAACAUAUAUGAAAUUUAAGAUCCUUGAUGAUGCCAUACCAGAAAUUGCUGAGACCUUUCAGAUUAUGCUUCUUAAGGACACUUUGCAGGGAGAUGCUGUUUUGAUCAAUCCAUCUGUUGUUCAUGUCACCAUCCAACCGAAUGAUAAACCCUAUGGAGUACUAUCAAUCAACAGUAUCCUGUUUGCUCAGACUGUUAUCAUUGAUGAAGACCAAAUUUCAAGGUUUGAGGGGAUCACAGUUGUAAGAAAUGGUGGAACACAUGGAAAUGUUUCUGUCACCUGGGUUAUAAUCCGAAAUAGCAGUGAUCCCUCACCGGUGACUGCAGACCUCGUUCCAGAGACGGGGGAGAUAAGUUUUGAUCAAGGACAGAUGCUGGUAACACUUCCUCUGAGCAUUAUUAAUGAUGAUAUACCAGAAGAGGCAGAGCCCUAUCUUCUGAAACUUUUGGCCCAUACAAUACAGGGAGGUGCAGAAGUCAGUGAACCAUCUGAGCUUCUGUUUUACAUUCAGGACAGCGAUGAUGUUUAUGGCCUAAUAAAAUUUUAUCCUUUGGAGAAUCAGAAGAUUGAAAGUAAUCCAACGGGACGCUUUUUGUCCUUGAGUUUUGCAAGGGGGAGAGGAACAGUUGGAGAUGUGCAGUUGGUUUAUACUGCACUGUAUAUUCCAGCUGGAGCUCUGGAUCCUGAGAGAGCAAAAGAUGGCAUUCUAAAUAUGUCUAGAAGAAGCAUCCUCAUGUUUCCAGAAGGAAAAACACAAGAUACUUUAAAUAUACCAAUAAGAAAUGAUGCAUUUCUUCAAAAUGGUGCUCAUUUCCUCAUACAGCUGGAAAAAGUUGAGCUGGUGAACAGAAUUCCUUUAGUCCCACCUGUGAGUCCUAGAUUAGGUGAGAUUAGAAAUAUUUCUCUGAGGAUUACGCCAGAUAUUGCAAAUGGAGAAAUAGGCUUUACUAGCAAUCUUCCAAUUAUUCUUUCUGAGCCAGAAGAUUCCCCUGCUACACUGGUUUCCAUUGCGUUGCAUCGAGAUGGAACUGAUGGUCAAGCAACUGUGUUUUGGAGUUUGAAACCCUCUGGUCUCAAUCAAAAGGCAGUAACACCUGACGAUAUAAGUCCUUUUAAUGGCUCGGUUGUUUUCUUGUCUGGACAAAGUGAUACUACAAUCAACAUUACUAUUAAAGCUGAUGAUAUACCUGAAAUGAAUGAAACGGUGUUAUUAACUUUGGACAGAGUCAGUGUGGAAAAUCAAAUACUGAAAUACGGGUUCACUACUUGUGAAAUUAUUAUUUUGGAAAAUGAUGAUCCUGGAGGAGUGUUUGAAUUUUCUCCUUCUUCCAGAGGUCCCUACAGUAUCAAGGAAGGAGAGUCUGUCGAGCUGCAGAUUGUCCGCAGCAGAGGAAGCCUCCUCAGGCAGUUUCUGCGCUACACUGUAGAACCAAGAGACAACAAUGAGUUCUAUGGAAGCACAGGAAUUCUGGAGUUUAAGCCUGGUGAAAAAGAGAUCAUAAUUACUCUUCUGACAAGGAUGGAUGGGAUUCCAGAGCUGGACGAGAUAUAUUCUGUGGUACUGAGUGGCUACAGUGAAAUGCCAGGCAAGUUGGGGAAUGCCACAGUGGUCAACAUCACCAUUUUGAAGAACGAUGAUCCACACGGUGUCAUUCAGUUUCUACCUGAUGAACUACCAGUCACAAUAAAGGAAAGUAAAGGAGAAAUCAUCUACGCUGCUGCUUACAGAGUUGUAAGAAACCAAGGAAGCUAUGGCAAUGUUAGUGUGUCUUGGGUUGUUGACCCAGCAUGUACCAAUGACGUCUAUCCAGAGCAAGGGACUAUUUUCUUUGAUAAUCUGGAGUUUUCAAAAAAUAUCACCAUUUACUCACUGCCAGAUGAGGUACCUGAAGAGAUGGAAGUAUUCAUCAUCAGCUUAUUCAAUGCUACUGGUGGGGCCAGGCUGGGCAAUAUAACCAGUGCAUUUUUACAGAUUACAAGGAAUGAUGAUCCCAUUUAUUUUGCAGAACCUCUGGCAGUGAGCGUUAAAGAAGGAAGUGUUGCAAACUUUACAGUCCUAAGGAAUGGAUCUGCUGAUGUUGCUGUUGCUGUCCAGUAUAUCACUGUUAAUGGAGAUGCAACAGCUGAAGAGGGAGACUUCGUUCCCAGUGGAAGGAGCAGCGUCAUUUUGUUCGAUGUUGGAGAAAGAGAGCAGAACUUAUCUGUGUAUAUUAAUGAUGAUGAUACCCCUGAAACUGAUGAAACGUUUUAUAUCUUCCUUUUGAAUUCUACAGGGGAUACUGUUAUCUUUAAGGCUGGAGUGGCUACAGUUAUUAUUGAAGCAAAUGAUGAUCCUAAUGGAAUUUUCUCCUUGGAGACUUUAGAGAAGACAGUGGAAGAAGGCAAAAGUAACAUUUUUUUGGUUUUGAGACACAGAGGACACUUUGGCAAUGUCUCAUUGACCUGGCAGCUGUUUGAUAAUGGCUCUGCUCUGAGGCCAGGAGAAGAGUUCUAUGAAACUUACGGGACUGUGUUCUUCAUGGAUGGUGAAGGAUCAAAGCCAAUAACACUCCAUGCUAUUUCAGAUAGGAUUCCUGAGUUCAAUGAAUUUUACAUUCUGGAGUUGGUGAAUGCUUCAGGUGGGUCUCCUGGUCCUGGUGGUCAGUUGUCUGAAACAAACCUUGCUGUAACCGUGAUGAUCCCAUUCAACGAUGACCCUUUCGGGGUCUUUGUUAUAGAUCCAGCGAGCCAGGACAGAGAGAUAGCGGAAGAUGUUCUUUCUGAAGAUGAUCUUUCCUAUAUUACAGACUUCACCAUCUGGAGACAACAAGGCACCUUUGGUGUUGUCCGGUUAGGUUGGGAAAUACUGUCUAGUACUUUCCAAGAUGGACUACCAUCAAUGGUAGACUUCUUGUUGCUGGGAUCAUUUCCAAGUUCCGUACAAUCCCAGCCUCACAUGAGGCGCCGUCACAGUGGAACAGAUGCUUUGUAUUUCAGUGGAAAAGAGGAUGCAUUUGGGAUUAUCGGUCCGGAAUACCCAUACAAUGGAAAUAAUGCAGUAACCAAUUUUACGUUUUCAGCAUGGUUAAUUCCUAAUGUCGGUACUGAUGGUUAUGUAGUUGAAAAGGAUGACGAUAAUGGAACCUUAUAUUACGGCGUGAAAAUCCAAACGAAUGAUUCUCAUGUUUCUGUAGUGCUUCAGUAUACAGCAUUAGGAUCCAAUAUGACAUAUAUGGCUAAAGCAGCAGUCCUGAAAUAUCUGGAUGAAAAUGCUUGGCUUCACUUUCUGAUUACUCUGGAUGAAGGUAUAAUUGAAUUUUACAUGGAUGGAAUUCCAGUUCUGGGAGGAAUGAAGAGCCUUAAAGGAGAAGCAAUUGCUGAUGGUCCAGGAAUAAUGAGAAUUGGAGCAGGAGUCAAUGGCAGCAGUAGGUACACUGGGCUAAUGCAGGAUGUAAGGCUUUAUGAGCGUAAAUUGACCCGAGCAGAGAUCUAUGAACUCCAUGCAAGUCCUGCGAAAAGUGAUGUCCACCCUGUCUCUGGGUAUUUGGAGUAUCGUCAAGGAGAGACCAAUAAAUCGUUCAUAGUGUCUGCAAAGGAUGACAAAGAGGAAGAAGGAGAGGAGUUGUUCAUCCUAAAGCUCAUUUCUGUGCGUGGUGGAGCUCGAAUUUCACAAGAAAAUACCACGGCAAGAUUAAGAAUACAGAAAAGUGAUAAUGCUAAUGGUUUAUUUGGCUUCACUGGAGCAUGUAUUCCUGAGACGGCCGAUGAGGGUUCCACUAUAUCCUGUGUCGUGGAGCGUACAAGGGGAGCCCUAGACUACGUGUAUAUAAAUUACAUUAUCUCGCAGGUUGAUUCCACGGGCAUUAAUUACUCUGUUACCGAUUUUUCUAACAGCACUGGCACUAUCACAUUCCUUCCUUGGCAGAGAUCAGAGGUCUUAAAUUUGCAUGUUAUUGAUGAUGACAUUCCGGAGCUAAAUGAAUAUUUCCGUGUGACAUUAGUCUCUGCAGUGUCUGGAGAUGGAAAACUAGGUUCAACUCCUACCAGUGGAGCAAGUAUAGAUCCGGAAAAGGAAACUACUGAUAUCAGCAUCAAAGCCAGUGACCACCCUUAUGGUCUACUGCAGUUCUCGGUGGGGCCACCUCCUCAGCCUGAUGAUGAAAUGAUUCUGCCAGCCUCUGCUGUGCCCCAUAUUACUAUUAAAGAAGAAGUUGGACGCAUCAGAUUACUGGUAGUUCGUGCACAGGGCCUUCUUGGAACAGUUUUGGUGGAAUACAGAACAGUGCCACUCACAGCUUUCAGUCCUAAAGAUUAUCAGGCUGUUGUGGGCACACUGGAAUUUCAGCCAGGAGAAAGAUACAAGUACAUUACUGUUAACAUCACUGAUAAUUCUAUUCCUGAAUUAGAAAAAACUUUCAAAGUGGAGCUGUUGAACCCAGAGGGAGGAGUUGCUGAGCUCUUUAGAAAUGAUGGCAGUGGUAGUGGUGAUGGGAACAUGGAUUUCUUCCUUACAACUGUCCAUCAACAUGCUAGCUUGGGAAUUGCAUCCCACAUCCUUGUGACUAUUGAGGCUUCUGACGACGCUCAUGGUGUGUUUGAGUUCAGUACUGAGUCACUCUCGGUAAAUGGAACUGAGCCUGAAGAUGGAGAGAGCAAUGUUGUGCUGCAGGUUGUGCGAACACAUGGGGCCUUGUCUCAGGUGACACUGCAUUGGAUCAUAGUCUGUGAUCUUACCAAAGACCUGAUCUCUACGGAUGGGAAUAUAACAUUCGAUGUUGGCCAAGCGAGAGCAAACAUUACAGUACAGGUUUCUCCUGAUGAAGUUCCUGAAUUGGAUAAGGUGUUUUCAGUUUUGAUCAUCAAUGUCUCCAGUGGUCAUCUUGGAAAUCAUACUAAUGCAACAUUAACUAUUUUAGCUAAUGAUGAUCCAUAUGGAGUCUUCAUCUUUUCUGAGCGAAACAGACCAAUAAAAGUUGAGGAAGAAACAAAUAAUAUCUCCCUGUCAAUAAUAAGGCGUGGUGGUCUCCUCGGUACAGUAAUGGUAACAUACAGAACUAUUGGCGAUGAUGAAAAGUCACCCUUUCUUCCGCCUGAUGUUGUUAGAGCAAUAGAGGGAAAAGAUUAUAUACCCAUUACAGGUUACAUGAUCUUCGCACCCAAUGAAAGCGAGGCCACGAUAUCUUUGCCUAUUUUGGAUGAUGAUGAUCCUGAGAGGUCAGAAUCUGUUUUUGUGGAGCUAGGCAGUAUUGUUUUGAUUGAGAAAGUGCAGGAUCGGCCAAUUGUAAAUUCUCCUCGACUUGGAUUAGUGGGUGAGACAAUAGCUCAUGUAAUUAUCAAUGCCAAUGAUGAUGCUUUUGGAACACUUCAGCUUUCAGCUUCAACUGUGCGAGUUGCUGAAAAUUAUGUUGGACCAAUCAUUAACGUGACCAGAACUGGGGGAUUAUUUGCAGAUGUUUCUGUGAAAUUUAAAGCUAUGCCAAUAACUGCAACAGCUGGCGAGGACUACAGUGUAGCCUCAUCAGAUGUUGUCUUACUUGAAGGAGAAACAAGUAAAGCUGUGCCAAUUUAUAUAAUUAAUGAUAUCAAUCCUGAAGUGGAGGAGUCAUUUUAUGUUCAGCUGCUGAACCAAACAACAGGAGGAGCCUUGCUUGGAUCUUUGACUAGGGCGGUCAUAACUAUUGAGGCUUCUGAUGACCCAUUUGGAUCCUUUGUUUUUCAGAUCACUGAAUUCACUGUGGAGGAGCCUGAAUUUGGAUCAGUAACCAUAAGUCUGCCAAUAAUCCGCAACGCUGGGACACUGGGUAACGUUACCGUUCAGUGGGUUGCUACCAUUAAUGGACAUCCUGCUGAUGCUGACUUGCAGGUCGCCUUGGGUAAUAUUACUUUUGCCCCUGGGGAAGCCAUUCAGAUGUUGCUGUUGGAAAUCCUGGCUGAUGAUGUUCCAGAAAUAGAAGAAAUUGUCCAUGUAGAAUUAACUCAGGCCUCCAAUGGUGGUGCUAUUGGGUUAGAUGGCGUGGCAAAUAUUAUAAUUCCUGCCAAUGAUAAUCCUUAUGGCACAGUUUUCUUUCAUCAAUCCUUAUAUCGAAUUCAGGAGCCACUAGAAAGAAAUUUGCUUGCAAAUAUAACAGUCAGGCGAAGCGGGGGAAGGUUUGGUCAGCUGCAGAUAUUUUACAGCACUUCUGAGACUGACGUCGUAGCUCUUGCCAUUGAGCAAGGUCAGGAUAUCCUGGCCUGUUUUGAGUCUCCCGUACAAGGAAUUCCUGACCGACCAUCCACGACCAGAGUGAACGUGUCGGCAGCAAGUGACCCGCUGUACGCCUGUGCAACUCAGUGCCUAAAAGAACAAGCGUGUUCAGCCUUUACAUUUUCCAGUGCCUCUGAGAUUCCUCUCUGCCUUUGGCUGACAUCAGAGCUCAGCCCAUUCGCUAACACUUCAGGAUUCUGGACCUACAAGAAAAACGUCACCAGUGCAUCUGCUCUCUUUAGCACACAAGCCAUUGCUGGUAGUGACUAUGAAUCUGUUACAGGACAUUGGGCCAUAAUGGAGGAAGGGGAAGAGUUUGCAAAUCUCACAGUUACCGUUCUCCCUGACAGUUUGCCAGAGUUGGAUGAGAAAUUCACUGUGUUGCUUUUGAAAGUUGAACUGAUGAACGUCUCAGCCAGCUUAAAAAAUCAGCCGACUAUAGGACAGCCGAAUACUUCCACAGUUAUCAUAAUGAUGAAUGGAGAUGCAUUUGGAGUAUUUAAGAUCUACAGCGUAAGUCCCAAUGCGACAGAAAAAGGUCUGUAUAUCGAAGUAGAAGAACGUCCUCAGACCAACGUGCAGCUAAUGAUACAUAGGACAGAAGGCAGCCUGGGACAGGUGACAGUGGAGUGGCGUGUGGUUGGUGGAACUGCUACCCCAAACUUGGAUUUUGUAGGUGCUGGUGAGAUUCUGGUGUUCGCUGAAGGGGAAACAAAAAAGAUGGUCACGCUGACCAUUUUAGAUGAUCCAGAGCCAGAGGAUAAUGAAAGUAUCAUAAUCAGCCUGGUCCAUACUGAAGGAGGGAGUCGUAUUCUGCCCAGUUUUGACACAGUCACAGUGAUUAUUCUGGCAAGUGACAAUGUGGCAGGAAUUAUUAGUUUCCAGACAGCCUCGAGAUCUGUUAUUGGUCGUGAAGGAGAACAACUGCAAUUCCAUAUUGUAAGAACUGCUCCAGGACUGGGAAAUGUUACUGUUGAAUGGAAGAUAGUUGGGCAUAAUGUAAAACAAAAUUUUGAAAACUAUUCUGGGAUACUCUUUUUUCCUGAGGAGACAUUGAAUACAACAUUGUAUGUUCACUUGCUGGAUGACCAUAUUCCUGAAGAAAAAGAAGAAUACCAAAUUAUCCUAUACAACAUCAAAACAGAAGGAGUUUCUCCUUCGGGUGCUGCUGUUUUGGAUAGUCAAGGAUAUGAAGCUGUUCUGACAGUAGAAGCUAGUGAUGAACCACAUGGAGUCUUGAAUUUUGCUUCCCCAUCCAGGGUAGUUUUAAUUCCAGAGGAAAACAAAACAGUUCCGCUUUUCAUUAACAGAGAAUUUGGAUCUCUAGGUGCUAUCAAUGUUACGUAUGCCACAGUUCCAGGCUUGCUCACCUUAAGUAAUCAGACAGAAGGGACCUUGGCUGAACCAGGAGCUGAUUAUAUAGCUGUUUCUGGCUCAUUGAUUUUGGAUGAAGGAGAAACAUCAGCUGCCAUAAAUAUUACUAUUCUAGAGGAUGAUGUACCAGAGGUGCAAGAGUUCUUCUUGGUUAAUUUAACUUCAGUGGAACUCAUCAUGAAUCACUCAACUUCAUCCCCACCUAAGCUGGAAGUGACUGAGUUAAUUCGUUACAGAUUGAGAGAUGUGGAAGGUUUAGCUUCUCAAAUUAUUAUUGAUGCUAAUGAUGGAGUAAGUGGAGUAAUUCAAUGGGAAAGUACCAAUUUUGAAGUUAAUGAAUCUCACGGGAAUCUGACAAUAAUGGCAUACCGAAACAGAGGAUCAUAUGGCAAUGUGUCUGUAUUUUUUUAUGCCCAAAAUUUGGAGGCACAGCUGGGUUUGGACUUUAAUGUGACCUCAAGGACUCUUUUUUUUGCUGAUGGAGAAAGGAAUAAGUCUGUUGUUGUUACGAUUUUUGAUGAUGAUAUUCCUGAAGGUGAUGAGAAGUUGCAGUUGAUUUUAACAAAUCCCUCUCUGGGGCUGGAAUUAGGGGAGAACACAACAGCCACAAUUACUAUACUUGCCAAUGAUGAUGGCCAUGGAGUUGUGUCAUUCAAUAACAGUGAUCACUUCUUCCUAAGAGAGCAAACAGCUCUCGAUUUGAUGGAAAGUGUUGCAGUAUUAACUAUUAUCAGAGAACCUCCUCAGGGGAUAUUUGGCACCGUGACUGUUCAAUAUCUUGUAAGUGAAAUCAAUUCUUCAGAGGCAUCAGUGGAUUUGACCCCUUCUCAAGGAUACAUUGUGCUGGAAGAGGGAGUCAGAUUCAAGACGCUGCAUAUUUCUGCAAUACUGGAUGAAGAACCAGAAAUGGAUGAGCACUUUAUUGUCACCCUGUUCAAUCCAACUGGAGGAGCCAGACUAGGCACAAGAGUGCAAACUAUGAUUACAGUAUUACAGAACCAGGCUCCACUAGGGCUUUUCAGCAUCUAUCCAGUUACAAAUAGGACAAAUUUCCUCAUAAUUGAAGAAGCCAACACUACCGUUUAUUUGAAAGUUUCACGGAGUAAUGGGCUCAACGUGUCUGUGAGUGUUGAGUGGGAGACGUUGUCGGAUACUGCAUUUGGCAUCAGGGGUAGUAUCAGUGUCCUGUCUGUCUUGCAAAGUUUUGAGGAGGACUCAGUGUCUGGCUGGUGUUUCUUUACAUCAGGAGAAAUUCUGUAUGGCAUUCUGCUCCGUAAGCCUCCAGCUACGUUCUCUACUGUCUACCAGUGGAAAGGAGUUUUUGUUCCUGUCGAGAAUUUCAGUAUGUGGAAUCCUAACAGCUGUGUGUCUUUCCAAAUCCAUGCCUCUCCCUACCUUGUGAUUACUCACGGAGGAGGCACGCAGGGAGCUUCCAACAACAGCGUGUAUGCAUUCCUGCCUGGACGCAGACUCUUGAAGAUACAGACUCUUUCUGUUCUGGAUACCAGACAUGUGAAACAUUUUUCUGUGGAUGAAGAAGACUACUUGAUUUUUGUGAGACACACAACCAGUUCCAGUUCUAGUUCCAUCCAGGUUUUCCAGUGGAAUAAAGAGGUGUUUGUGCUGCAUCAUCAACUUCCACUUUACGGAGCUCUGAACAUAGCCUUGUUUCCUAGAGGAGGCAUUAUGUACCUGUUAGUUUCUUUGUCAAAUACCAGUCAGAACAUGCUUUUGUACCAGUGGUUGAAUAAGGAGUUUAGAAAUCUUCAUCAAGUACCAGCAAAAGAAAUAAAACAUAUGGAGACCUGGAUUUCUGGAUCUGAUAUCUAUUUAAUUAUUGCAAAAGAAUCUGGAAAUUCUUCUGAAAUUUUCAUCUGGGAGACCGGGCAGUCUACCUUUAGGCACUUCCAGUCUCUUCCAGUCUGCACUGUAGGAAACAUCCAUGUUUUCAUGCCUCCUUCAGGUUUAGUUCACAUCCUUGUAUCUGGUAAGGACACAACAGCACUGUAUUCCUGGAACUCGGAAGGGAACCAGUUCUCUGUAAUGCUGGAAGCCCCGUACGCGGAUCAUAUCACUUCAGCUACUGCAAGAUCCCUGAACUCCAGCAAGAGCUUGAUUGCUCUGUCUGUAGAGUCCAACUCCCAGAUUUAUGAGCUGACCAGUAUCUCCAACCAGUCAGAUUUUAUACCUAGUUCAGGUGAAUUGAUAUUUGAGUCUGGGGACAUGGAAGCUGUGAUAGCAGUCAAUAUCCUGGAUGACAUCAUCCCAGAGGAGGAAGAGUGCUUCAAAGUGUGGUUGAAAAACCCUAAGGGAGGUGCAGAGAUUGGUGCUCAUGGUUUUGUUAACAUAAUUAUUCCUUCCAAUGAUAAUGCCUACGGAGUCAUUGCGUUUGCUCAGAGCUCUUUAUUCAAGCAAGUUGAAGAAAUGGAACAGGACAGCUUAAUCACUUUGAAUAUUGAACGUUUAAUAGGGACAUAUGGACGAGUUUCAGUAGAGUGGAUUGCUAAUGGGAGUAUAAGUGAUGUAUUUCCAGCUUCCGGAAUGAUUACGUUUUCAGAAGGUCAGGCCCUGUCCACGAUCACCCUGACAAUUCUUGCGGACAGUGUUGCAGAGCUUUCGGAGACCGUGGAAAUCACACUCACCCACGUUACCACUGUGGGUGUUCAGGAUACCACAAAAGGAGCUGUGAUUGAUCCCAAAAGGGCAAGAGCCGUGCUUACCAUUUUACCCAGUGACUCUCCACACGGUGUGAUUGGGUGGCAUAUGGAGUCUCUCUUUGUUACUGUCACAGAGCCGGAAGGUCAAGUGAAUUCAACUACUCUUACUUUACAAAUUGUUCGAGAACAAGGGUUUGUUGGAGAGAUUGCAGUUCACCUGAGCAGCACGCCUAACUUUGAACUCCCCCUCUCCAACCAAGCAACAGAGAAUAAGGACUAUAUACUGGAAAAGAAGACAAUUGUUAUGGCAGAGAACACAACAAUAACUUCUGUCAUAGUCACUAUUUUGCCUGACAAUGUUCCAGAAUUACAGGAAGGAUUUAUAAUCAAUAUUACUGAUGUGCAGCUGGUCGAUUCUGCCACUGGAGGUCAGCCAAGCGUGAAGAGGCUUGGAUUAGAAAUAGCUGAAAUAACAAUUGAAGAAAAUGAUGAUGCCAGAGGAGUAUUCAGUUUCAAUGUUACAAAGGAUAUAACUGGUGCUGUUGCUGGUUAUGAGGUACCACCACCACAGAACACACUGAAACUUCCAGUUGUUCGACAGGCUGGGAGGUUUGGGUCAGCAGCUCUGUAUUGGGAAGCCAUUCUUUCAACUGCUAGCUUUGAAGACUUCACACCAUCAUUUGGAAACCUUACGUUUGCAGAUGGGCAGGCUACAGGAGAAAUAGAAAUUACAAUCAUAGAUGACAGUGAAGUUGAAUUCCUUGAGAUAUUCCAGAUUGCCCUGGUGAGGGUAACAGGUGGUGCAAGACUUGGGGAUGACACCAUGGUAACUGUUGCUAUUCCACCAAAUGAUUCCCCUGUUGGAGUAUUUGGGUUUGAAGAAAAGAAUGUAACAGUGAAGGAACCUCAGACAUCUGACGACUCUGCUGCAGUUGUAUUGCUCACUGUAAGUCGAAGUCAAGGAGGACGAGGAGCAGUCAAAGUCUUAUGGAUUCUUCAGGAAGCAGCCAGAUAUGAUCUGACCCCUCUGAAUGGUACCCUUCACUUCAACGAGACUGAAUCCCAGAAGUUGAUUGUGUUACAUGCGGUACAAGAUGGUCUGCUGGAGGGGAAUGAAACAUUUACCAUUCAACUAGUCUCUACUGGUGAUGCAGAGAUAUCCCCUGUAAAUGGUGUGGCAACCAUCAUUAUUCUGGGUGAUGAAGGAGCUUCUGGGGUGGUUGGGAUAGCCCAUUCAUCCAAGCAUGUUCUGAUUGGAGAACCUUCGGGAAAUUAUAACGGAACUGCUCUUAUUAGCCUGAUACGUGGCCCAGGGAUUUUUGGUGAGAUCAUAAUAUAUUGGAAUAUAACACCUCCUCAUCAUACAGAAUUUAUUGAGACAUCGGGGACCUUGACAAUGCGAGAUAGGCAGUCUGCAGCAGUUGUUCUAAUUCAGGCUGUAGAUGAUGACCGUCCUGAGGAGAAGAAUUACUACCAGUUUCAACUAACUGGAAUCAGUGAUGGAGGACUCAUAAAUGAAUCUAGCAGCACAGCAAAUAUUACCAUGGCCGCCAGUGAUUUUCCGUAUGGAGAGUUUACAUUUUCACAGGAACUAUUGCAAACAACAGAAGAAGAAAAAUGGGUUAACAUCACUAUUGUGCGUUCCAGGGGAUCCUAUGGCAAAGUGCAUCUUUGCUUUCAGAUAAUAAAUGGGACUGCAGAGGAGGGAAUUGAUUUCACUCCCACCGUAAGGGAAUUAUUGUUUGAACCACAUGAGGAGAGUAAAAUUAUUUUGGUUGAAAUUCAUGAUGAUGACUUUCCUGAAGGUCCUGAAGACUUUUCAGUGAUGAUUACCAAAGUGGAACUCCAAGGAAGUGGAUUUGAUUUUACCAUAAAAGAAAAUGGUCUACAGAUGGAUCAACCUCCAAUAAUAGGAAAUAUCUCCACAGUACGAGUCACUAUAGCAAAAAGUGAUAAUGCAGAAGGCAUCAUAGAAUUUGAUCCACAGUAUAGCCUUCUACAGGUGGAAGAGGAUGCUGGAUUAAUCAUGAUUCCUGUUGUGAGAAAGCGUGGAACUUACGGCUAUGUAACAGCUGAUUUUCUUUCUCGAAGUAUUUCUGCACUUCCCAAUGGUGUUGACUAUGUCAUCCAUAAUAAUUCUGUCAUUUUUUAUCAUGGCCAGAACCAGACUUUUAUUUAUGUCACCAUUAUAGAUGAUGAAGAAAGUGAAUUUGCAGAGCAGUUUGAAAUCCAGCUGAUGGGAGCCACUGGUGGAGCAAUCCUUGGGCUCCACCUAGUGAGCCAGGUCACUAUUGCUAAAAGUGACUCUCCCCAGGGCAUCGUCCGAUUUCUCAACCAAAGUCGAAUUAUUCUUCCCAAUCCUGAUAGACCCACAGCAGUGUCCCUGGUACUGGAAAGGACUGGAAGAUUGUUGGGGGAGACUCAGAUUAAUUGGGACAUCUUGGGGCCCAAUUCAGAAGAAGUUUUAUCCCCUUUGAAUAGUGACAUUGGUGACCCUGUAAAUGGAUCAUUCUAUUUUGGAGAAGGAGAAGGAGGUCUGAGAGCUAUUAAUCUACAAAUCUAUCCUCAUGAAGAAGUUGAGGUUCAGGAGAUCUUCAUCAUUAGACUGAGUCUCAUGAAAGGUGAAACAGAAAUAGAUCCUAAGGCAAACAACAUUACACUAAUAAUACAGAAGUUUGGUGAUCCCAAUGGAAUUGUACAGUUUGCUCCUGAAUCAUUAGCUGAGAAUAACUAUACAGAACCCUCAGCAGCGGAAGGGCCACAAAGUAUUACACUGUUUGUCAGACGAAUUCAAGGCACGAUGGGAAACAUAACGGUUUACUGGGAAAUACGCAGUGAAUCUGACAUCACAGGUGACUUUCUUAGGACAGAGGGAUCUGUUGUCAUUGCUGACCAGCAGAGUACAGCUGAGAUAAUUAUCUACCUUUUACCUGAUGACGUUCCAGAACUGGAUGAGAACUAUGUGGUGCAGCUGGUUUCAGUAGAAGGUGGAGCAGAUUUAGACCAAGAGAAAAGAAUUUCAAAGAUGAAUGUAUUUGCAAAUGAUGAUCCCCAUGGAGUGUUUGCCCUGUACUCUGAUCAGCAGUCAGUAUUAGUAGAGAGAAACCUGGAUCGGUAUGUUCAGAUUAAUGUAACUCGGCAUGCUGGGGCUUUUGGAGAAGUGAUUGUUGAGUACCACAUCUUGUCUCAUCAUGAAGAAGCACUAAUUGCACCUGAGAAUGAGGUGGGAUACCUCACAGUAAAAGAUGGUGCCAGCUUUGGAGUGAAAAGAGUGCCAAUACGCAGCCAGGCGUUUCUUUUACUGGGCUUGAAUUUUACGCUGGAACUGAUUAAUGUAAGCCUGGUUAGGGGAAGUGCCAAGGAUGUGCCUAAAAUAUUAGGAAAAGCAAAGUCAGCUGUUCUGCUUAUUCCUGAGGAAGCUGCCAAUUCACAGGUCGGCUUUGAAUCUGUGAUUUUACGACUUACAGACAUUGUAGCAGGGACCGGUCAGGCUGUCAUAACCAGAAAAGGAGUUUAUGGCUCUGUAAUAGUCAGCUGGAUUUCAGGAUACCCACCAGACCUAAUCGCUGACUUUGCUCAGCCAGGCAAUAUUACUCCUCCAUUUGGUACUGUUGUAUUUUCUUCCGGUGAGCAAAGUAAAGUAAUUGCAUUUCAGGCUACUCCAAGCCUAAAUAAACGUGAGUCAUUUGCCAUCACUUUAAUGGCAGUGCACAGCAAUGUGUCUGGUGGGGCUCGCCUGAGAUCAGGAUUUACAAUAGCUGAAAUUGAGCCAAUGGGGAUCUUCCAGUUUGCUCUUAAUUCAAGGUCUGUUUCAGUUGAAGAAGAUGUUCAAGCAGUCACACUACAUGUCCAAAGAUUGUUUGGUUUUCAAAGUAAUCUCACUAAAUUGACAUAUCAGACCAUUCCAGGAAGUGCCAAACCACUAGAGGACUUUAUACCCAUCUACAACGGAGAGCUUAUGUUUUUACCUUUUCAGACAAAUGCUGUGAUAGAAGUAUCAAUAAUUGAUGACACUGUGUCGGAAAUGGAGGAAUUUUUUUUUGUAAAUUUGACUGCUGUGGAAAUUUUGGAUGUUCAACCUGUGGAUGCUACCUGGAGUCCACGUUUGAAUCCAGCUUUCAGCGUUGCAACAGUUAAUGUCCUGGCUAAUGAUAUUCUUCAUGGAAUACUAAGUUUGGGGCCAGAGUUUAUAUAUGUAGAAGAAGAUGCAAACGACGGUACCCCCAACACAGUGACACUUCAUAUUAGAAGGACCAAGGGUUUUACUGGUGAUACUGAAGUAAUCGUUAAAACCUUUGGGGGAGUGAGUGCACAGAGUGGAGUAGAUUCAUAUCCUUUUGGAAAUGUUUAUGGAAAAUCAAACUUCACAUGGGCAAUGGAGGGGGAAGAUUUUGAGGAACAGUCAGUCUCUCUGACUUUGCUGGAUGGAGAAAGAGAAAGCAAGGUGUCCAUAAAAAUUUUUGAUGAUGAUGAGCCUGAAGGACAGGAAUUGUUUUAUGUUUUCCUCUCAAAUCCUGAAUGUGGAGCUCAGAUUGUGGAAGGAAAAGAUGAAUAUGGAUUUGCUGCUUUUGCAACAGUAAUUAUUGCAGGAAGUGAUCUCCAGAAUGGCAUUUUGGGAUUCGUUCCAGAAGUACAGAGCGGUCUUGUACUUGAUGAAGACUCAGAAAACAGAGAGGUGCUGCUGAUUGUCACAAGGCAACCAGACAGGGCUUUUGAAGAUGUGAAGAUCUUUUGGCGCGUGACCUUUAAUAAAACAGCUGUUGUCCUUCUGAAAGAUGGCAUGAACUUGGAGAAUGAACUUGUAUCUGUUCUGGGAGCCACUACCUGCAUGGCAGGUCAAACAAUGUGUAACAUCUCCAUUGAAAUAAAACCUGAUAAUGUGCCUGAAUUUGAAACAUAUUUUUUUGUUGAGCUGUAUGCUGUAAGCACAGGAGCUGCAUUGAACAGCAGUGCCAGAUUUGCUUUUAUAACAGUCCUUGAAAGUGAUGCUCCUCGUGGUUUAGUAUAUUUUGCUGUGGGAUCUCGUUUUGCUGUGGCUCAUAAGAAGACAACUUUAAUCAGUCUGCAAGUGCUCAGAGAUUCUAGUACAUCAGUAAUGACAACGGUUAGCUACAGCACGCAGGAGCUUCAAAAACCUGAACCUAUUGGUCGGACCUUCAUAUCUCCAGCUGUGGCAGGACAAGAUUUUGCCAGAUCUGAAGGUUUCUUGACUUUUGAACAUGGACAGAGAAAUACGUUUCUGGAUGUGACCCUGACUCCCAAGACAGGAUCUUUAAACCCAUUUCCUAAACGUUUCCAGGUUGUACUUUCUAAUCCCACAGGCGGUGCCAGAGUAGCUGAUGGGUAUGGUAUUGCUAACGUCACCAUUGUCUCAGACUUGGACUCCUUGCCAGUUUGGGGGCUGAUUGAUCAACUGCAUCAGCCUCUUGAUGACACCAUUUUACACAGAGUCCUCCAGAAUCUGAAUGUCAAAGUGGCUACAGAAACUACAGAAGAGCAGCUUACUGCUGUGUUGCAUAUAAUAGAUAAGGUUACAGAUGUAGGUGAAAAACAGUUACUCACUGAUAAAAGUAGAAGUCUUUUCUAUGAGAUACUCUGUGCUCUGGCUAGCCCGAAACGCGAGGACACACGAGGAUAUAGCCUGCUUGCUGAGGUGACUGAGAAGUUUGCUUUUUCCCUCUUGACUGGGAUAAUGUGUGGAUCACCAGGAGAAAGAGGUAAAAAUAUCCUUGACAGCUGCCCAUACAUUGCCAUAAUGGCUCACAACUGGUUUCCUCAGCAAAUCAAUGGACACAGAUUUGAUGGAAAAGAUGGAGAUUCUAUUCAAGUACCUGAACAUUUACUAGAGGUGUCUGUUGUGUUACCUCCUCCUCAAGAAGAGAGCUGUGAAUCUGUACAGUUCACAGAAUAUAGCAGCCAGCAGUGGUUCCUUACUGGAGAUAAAGAACUUGCCCUGAAGAACAAGGUGUUUUCUAUGAGUUUGAAGGGUCGGAGUUCACGCCCUUUGAAAGAUAACAAUGAAGUCAUUUAUCGGAUUUAUGCUACAGGAAGUCGGAUUGUUCCACAACAGUCUCUAUGUCUCCUCUGGAAUCAAGCUGCUGAAAGCUGGCUGUCUGAUAGCGGGUUCUGCAAGGUGGUUGAUGACACGUCAGACUAUGUGGAAUGCUCUUGUUCUCAUAUGUCCAUUUAUGCAGUUUAUGCCCAAACAGAUAACUUGUCUUCAUACAAUGAAGCUUUUUUCUCUUCUGGAUUCAUCUGCAUUUCAGGUUUUACUUUGGCUAUUAUCUCCCACCUCUUCUGCACCAGGUGUGCAAUGUUUGCAGCUAAGCUUCUCACUCACAUGAUGGUUGCUUGUUUGGGUACCCAGAUUUCAUUUCUCGCCUCUGCUUACAUGAGCCAACAUCUCUCAGAGGAAAGCUGCUCUGCCCUUGCAUCUGUUACCCAUUACCUUUACCUCUGCCAGUUCAGCUGGAUGCUUAUUCAGGCUGUUAAUUUCUGGUACGUCCUGGUGAUGAAUGAUGAACACACAGAGCGGCGCUAUCUGCUUUACUUCCUUUUGAGUUGGGGGCUUCCAGCUUUUGUUGUGAUCCUACUUUUAAUUAUCCUGAGAGGAAUCUAUCAUCACAGCACAGCACAGAUUUAUGGCCUUGUCUACAGUGAUCUGUGCUUCAUUCCAAAUGCCUACGCUGCUCUCUUCACCGCUGCUCUGGUGCCAUUAAUGUGCUUGGUAGUGGUUUUUGUGGUGUUCAUCCAUGCCUACCAGGUGACCCCACAAUGGAAAGCGUACGACGAUAUUUUCAGAGGAAGAACAAAUGCUGCAGAGAUCCCCUUGGUCUUGUACCUCUUUGCCCUGAUUUCUGUCACCUGGCUGUGGGGGGGACUGCACAUGGCUUACCGGCACCUCUGGAUGUUAGUCUUCUUCAUCAUCUUCAACAGCCUGCAGGGUCUUUAUGUCUUUGUGGUAUAUUUUAUCCUGCACAACCAACUUUGCUGUCCUGUGAAAGCAAGUUAUACUGUAGACAUGAAUGGGCAUACAACUCCGGGAUCGGCUUUUUUCACACAUGGCAGUGGUCUGCCGGCUGCAGGUGGAGAGAUCAGCAAGUCCACUCAGAACCUCAUCAGUGCUAUGGAAGAGGUGCCUGCAGACUGGGAGAGGGCAUCCUUGCAGCCUGCUAGUCAAGCUAGUGCUGCCUUUAAGCAGAGUCCACAAAAUGGCAAUGUUUUCCACCCUUCUGGAGGAUUUAGUACCAGCUCAUUGGUUGCUGAUGAGGAAUCACAGGAGUUUGAUGACCUAAUAUUUGCUUUAAAGACUGGUGCAGGUCUCAGUGUCAGCGAUAACGAGUCUUGUCAUGGCAGCCAGGACGGUGGCAGCAUGGCUAACUCCCAGAUCGUAGAGCUUAGAAGAAUACCCAUAGCAGACACUCACCUCUAACUCCACGGCUUGCUUGGUUUUUUGUUGGUUUUUUGUUGGGUUGUUUUGGUUUUUUUAAUUCAAGCCUCAGUAUUUUUAUAUUUGUACUUCCUUUUGCACUAAAACACUAUAUGAAACUGUGUAGUAGAAUGCUGUGAGCUUUACCGAAUGUUUAACAAGGAAUGUUUGCUUGAGGUUCUGUAUAUCAGAAAAUAAACUGUAAAUUUUUCACAGUGGCUGAGCAUCAAUAGAUACCAUGGCAAUCGGCCUAGAUACGUAUCUUGUAGCUAGAUGACAUAUUUCACAAACUGUAGCUUUUUUAAUUAACCUGUACGUGUAACACUGAUUAAUAAAAAACA